Molecule: messenger RNA, 1386 nt
Organism: Podospora anserina S mat+
Lineage: Eukaryota; Fungi; Ascomycota; Sordariomycetes; Sordariales; Podosporaceae
Exons: 2
Coding region: 1-1386 (461 amino acids)
Source: RefSeq, a predicted model, not a curated record
AUGGAAACGGGAAACUGGAGCGAGGAAGGCGCAGCGGGCGGUAGCUCCUCCGCCUUCAGCUGGCUGGACGAGCUGGCCGAAGAGGCCUGGCUUAACAAGGAGGCAGAAGAAGACGUGGGGGUCCGCGGUGACGGUUUGGUCAGCGAAAGCUGGCCUUUCCCUGCCGUGGAGGCUGCGAGGCCACUCCCGCGUCUGCCCUCCACGGCGUUCGCGGGCCAACGGAGCCGGCGGUGGCAGCCUCGCUUCCAGCCGACACUCUCUGUGGUCCGGGACCUGUCACCGGCCCCACCCCCGCCGACUCCAAGCUGCGCUCCGCCCUCGCCUCCGACGACGUCUGUCGUCGGCCAGGCAGAGGAAAGCUUGGACCGGUUGGGCCCGGUUGACAAGGGCAAAGGUAAGGCAGUGGACGAGGAGCAGCCGGCUGGGAGACCCACCUUCCAGCAGACGGUGGCCACAGCACCCACAUCUUCUCCCUCCCAGGCACCGCCAAUUCCACGGCUGCCCUCACCAUUGCCUUCCUUUGUGCGCCGUAUGUUGGAGACUUCUGCCCCCCCUCGCUUGGCCGACCGCCCGCUGCAUCCCGAUCUCCUCAGAGAGAGGCUCCCGCCGUUCGUCCACUCUCCUUCGCCAACCAAGAGAGCCUCAACCACACCAAUGGCGCCGACAGAGAGGCCAGUCACACCUCUGCAAGUCGCUCAGCCAGAGCUCAAGAGUCGCUGGAGCCCCUCGCCUCCUCCCUCACCGACCAAGGUUCAAAAGCUCAUGAAGGCAAUGAGCUUCGCAAGUUUGAGAUCCCAAAAGUCGAAAACCAGUCUUCGCGAGCAGUCGAGUUCCUCCGCUGUUCCUCCGGUUCCUGAUCUCCCUCCGACAACUCCUGACACUACAAAACGCAAAUCCGAUCGAUCAAGUGCAAGCACAAAGAAGAGCUUUGGUUCUUUCGGCAAAAGCUCUUUGGGCAGAGGUAGCUCGUCCUCCCAAAAGUCCAAUUGGGUGGCAGCAGCAUUCGGCUGUGAUUCCUCCUCCAUCACACGUCCAAGAACUGCUUCUGGAAGGACCGAGAGAAGCUCGACAACAGAGAGAAGCUCCGGCAGCAGUUUGAUGAGCUCGGCGUUGAGCAGACAAGCAAGCACGAUCACCCCAGAGAGACCACAGGCUGGACUGUCGUCUUUGCCUCUUCUUCCAGCAGCUUCUACUUUCCACCCCGAACCCCCCUCCGCUACUCACAUAGUUCCGCCAAUGCCACCUGUGCCUCAGUCUCCCCCCCACCCUUCAGAUCUGCACAGAAAGAUCUCCAUGCCGAGCAUGUUCCUGCGGAAAAAGAAGUCGAGCUUGAACAAGAAAGAGGACCCUCAAGAGAAUAAGGGUGAAGACGAGGAGGGCAAAUGA